Messenger RNA from Belonocnema kinseyi, 444 nucleotides. RefSeq lists its product as uncharacterized. The transcript has a single exon. The record is from RefSeq and is a predicted model, not a curated record. Lineage: Eukaryota; Metazoa; Arthropoda; Insecta; Hymenoptera; Cynipidae. The coding region runs from base 1 to 444 and encodes 147 amino acids.
AUGGAAGAGGAUGGCCUGACCCCGUCUCUACAGAAGACAGAGAUAGUGGUCCUUACAACCAAGAGGAUUGAGACAUGCAUUCAGCUUAAUGUGGAAGACGAGAUGAUACAGACCCAGAAGGCGGUCAAACAUCUCGGUAUCUAUAUGGAUACAAAGCUCACGUUGUGGGAGCAUAUCCAGAAGGCGGCGGAUAAGGUAGUGAAAACAACGACAGGCCUCAGCAGAUUAAUGGCGAACGUUGGUGGACCCAAGCCGAGCAAGCGCCGGCUAUUAAUGUCGGUCACCACGUCUAUCCUAUUGUACGGAACCGAAAUUUGGGCGGACGCACUCAGGAUCGAUAAGUACAGAAGACGCAUGGCAGGCGUGCAAAGAUUGGGAGUACAGCGAGUAGCCUGCUCGUACCGUACAGUCUCCGAGCCCGCGGUGCUGGUGAUCGCAGGAUAA